GGGCUGACUGCAGCGGGUGCUCCUCCCCCCCUUCUGUCCUCCUGGAUUCAUUGGAGAGAAAACUUGUGGAGGCUGCUAGAUGUCUCACCCGGGCAAAAAAACAAAACAAAACAAAAACCCUCACCUAAUUCUUUUCUUUGGAACAAUUUCACCAGGGGAAGGCUGGUCUUAAAUACUUUUUUUAAAAGAAAGGGGAAGAACCUUUCAGCCAAGGAGUUUCUACAAGGCAGAUGACAGGAGCUCAAGGUACAUCAGAGGUACAAGUCAAUUUAUUUCGAAGAGAACUCAACUAAACUUGAGGAAGGAAAACAAACACUCGUUACUCUAUGCCCGCUCCCUGGGUGAAGCUCAGGGAAGGACCCCAACUUAAAAACAGUGAACAGGAUUUUUUUUCAAAAAAAUGACACAGAACCCCAAAUGGGAAUAAAGGGGCGUUGCAGAAAAAUGAAAGAAGAACGUUAAGGCCUGGAAGGAGGAGGAGGAGGCUGUAGAAGGAACUGCAGUGCCCAGGAGGAGGGUCUCUUUUCAGAUCAACCCAGCAAAAGGUACUGGAUGGAAAGAACCUGCCAUGGAUCCUCUGUGCUUCUUGGGAAAUGAUCCAUGGACUUAUAACUGCUCCUUCAACAAUUACACCCUGGAGAACCAGACCUCCCAGACCAACCAAACCUUCCCCAUUAAAAGGAAUGAGGACGUUGCCAAGGUGGAAGUGGCAGUGCUCUGCCUCAUUUUCUUCCUUGCCUUGACUGGAAACUUGUGUGUACUUAUGGCUAUCUACACCACCCGUCACAAGCAUUCCCGCAUGUACUUCUUCAUGAAGCACCUAAGCAUCGCUGACCUGGUUGUGGCCAUCUUCCAGGUCUUGCCUCAACUCAUUUGGGACAUCACCUUCAGGUUCUAUGGGCCAGAUUACCUCUGCAGGUUGGUCAAGUACCUGCAGGUGGUGGGAAUGUUUGCUUCCACCUAUAUGCUCCUGCUGAUGUCGUUAGAUCGGUGCUUGGCAAUCUGUCAGCCCCUGCGGUCUUUACACAGAAGGUCUGACCGUUUGUCUGUCCUCCUCACUUGGAUAGUGUGCCUUCUUUUCAGCAUCCCGCAGCUCCAGAUAUUUUCCUUGAAGGAGGUGGCUCAUGGAGGAGUUGAUUGCUGGGCAACAUUUAUCCUACCUUGGGGACCUAAAGCCUAUGUCACCUGGAUAACCUUGACUGUCUACAUCAUCCCCAUGUUUGUCCUGAGUGUCUGCUAUGGCUUGAUCAGCUUCAAAAUCUGGCAGAACAUUAAAUUAAAAACAGUCCAUGAGACCAAUGUCAACUUGACCUCUAGUCAUUACCACGGGGGUACUCUGUCAAGAGUGAGCAGUAUCAAGCUCAUUUCCAAGGCCAAGAUCCGGACAGUCAAGAUGACCUUCAUCAUAGUCUUGGCAUUUGUUAUGUGCUGGACUCCUUUUUUCAUUGUUCAGAUGUGGAUUGUCUGGGAUGAAAAUGCUCCAAAAGAAGAGUUGGCAUUCAUAAUCACCACGCUCCUGGCAAGCCUCAACAGCUGUUGUAACCCUUGGAUCUACAUGCUUUUCACAGGUCAUCUCUUCCAUGACCUCUUACACCGGUUUCUCUGCUGCUCCUCACAGUAUUUAAAAUCUCGGCAAGGAUGUGACCUGAGCGUCAGCAAGAAGAGCAACUCUUCCACCUUUGUCCUGAGUCUCAAAAGCUCCAGUCAAAGGAGUUUCACCCAGCCAUCCACAGCAUGAAGAGAAGGACUCUCCUGUUCAGCUCUCCAUGUCUAUCCAGCUCUCCAUGAACUCUGCCAUAAUGAGAUGGAUAGACAGUGUGCACUUAUUUAAAAUUGAGAGGCCAAGAUAUACAAGAUUGUUUGGAUGUAAAUACAAAUAUACCUACAAAUAUACAUGCUAUAUAGAUACAAGGUAUUUAAAAUGUAUUGUGUAUGGGGAUUAUUUGUUAUUUAACAGAGAGUCAGGAUAGAAUAAAGUUGACUAUAGUCUAAUUAGUUUUUCAGGCUAGAAUCCUCCAUAGCUAUAUCUUCCCCCAAAUCUGUCUUUUAAGUGUCACACCUUCCACAACAGAGUCAUUUCCAUGUUGUUAGAGAGCAGGGGGACCAGCAAAGUUGCACCCAGCUAUUUUUCUGGCUCUGGAUGAGUUGGGAGUCCUCAGGGACUGCUGGGGGUCCUUAGGAGAUCCCUGCAGAUGACAUGCUUUUAGUACAUCAAGCUACAGGAAAAUAGAUAGAGAUGCUCCCACCUGAUACCACUCCUUCCCUCUACUUUCAAAUGAUGGAAAUAGAUGUGUUAGAACAUCUGCUUUACUUAAAAAGGAGGAUUCUGAGUAUGGAUUUUGAUUGCUAUGCAGUGCACUCCGUAAAGGACUCUAGCCUCUCCCCAAAAUGAAAAUGACUUGUAAUCACAAAAUUCUAACCAUUUUAUUUUUCAAAGACAUCUUGGAUUUUACAAGUCAGUGAAGGCGCAUGUGUAGCAUUAGGCUUCAUGUGUAAAGAAUGUGAAAGAGUGAAGAGAAGCUCAUAAAAAUGGAUUUUGUACCACAUGGUUCUGCUCUAAAGAUGCUCAGCCCAUAGCCUGAUAUGGUACACACCUGGAGAAUGUACAUCAACACAUUUUACUGUUUUUAUGAUAGCUCCGUUGCUUUUAAAGGCAAGAGCUUUUUAAUGGUUGGAAAUGAGUCUGCUGAUAUUUUAAUUUUUCAUUUAUCUGCAUUUCAGCAGGUGUUCACCUUUGCAUUGUAAAUUAAUGGAAAGGAUGUAAUAGGACAGACAUUUGGAAAUGAAUAAAUCAUGCUAAUACUGGAAUAGUUUGCUUGUUUGAAAGGAGUAUCCAAGCAACAGUUUCAAAUAGACAUGAACCUUGUGGUGGUAACUCCAAAGCGCUACAAUUUUGGGUUAUCAGAUAAGUAGGAUUUGCUUCAGAAAUCUGUCUUUCGACCUUUCAGUGAAUUAAAAAUUGUAUUUGUAAGUGUCUUUGCACCACAUAAGGUCAGAGCUCAUAAAAUUCAUUUGCCUGAGGAAAUGCCCAGUUAUGAGUUCAUAACUACAGUAGGGGAUGCCAGCCAUCGUAUUAGAAUCUAUUCAAAGACUGUGAGAAAACAAAACAAAACAGGGGCUUGAGAGCUUUUCCUUGUUGGAGUUCCCAGACUCUCAAAAACCCAUUUCUCAUUUUCUUCCCUUUUUCAAAUGUUUUUCCAUCUUUCUGUAGAUAUAAGUUGUUAUUUUACAGAGCACGAGUUGCUAUUCAAUACGCUGAGUAUGGGGCAGCCCCCUUUUGCUCAUGGUUUCUCAGAAUCCAACCCUUUAUAUAUAGAAAUUGUUGAUUGCAUUUAAGAUGGAUUCUUAUAUUACUGUAGAUAGCUUUGAUGAAUAUUAUGCAGAUAUAAUUUCUUUGCUGUGUAAGUCAUGCAACUGCGUUAAUAAAAGAUUUUAUGUAAAUAAAAGAAGAAAACACAUCAAAUAAAAGAAAUGGAUGGAAACCUAAGAAAAAUGGACGGUGUCAGAAUGUAUAUGUAAAGCUAAUAUAAAACUGUAAUGCACCAAGCAUACAUGACACCCUCUGCCUUAUUACAGCAGCUUUCAAAUGGUGGAAGUUUUUCUUUUCUUUCUGUUUGUUCUUCCAGAGUGAAUUCUAAGAGCUAUGCACAAAGUUUGGAUGGUGGAGGAGUAAGGCAUAGUCUUUCUGAUUGUAGCAAUAAAGGAGACAAGUAGGGAAUUCACUAGGGGGAAAAAUGGGGCAAAAAGCAAAACUGCAUUAUUUUUCUUUGGCUUGGAGGUUAAUGUAAUGUCUAUUUGCCUGGUGCUGAUUAAUACCACAGAAUUAUAGUGCUGUCAUUCCACAUCAUUUGAAAUUCUGGGAUUGGUACUUUAGGGAUUUUUAGAAGACUCAGACAGAUAAUUCCCCUAGAAUCUCACCAAAUUAUAAAUCCUGACAGCUAAAAAGUGGAAUAACAGUGCUAUUAAUUCUAUAGUGUGGUCCUCUGGUCACCCAACAUGGCAGCCAAUGCUGAACAGUGUUGUUUAUGCAGCCUGACAUAUCUACCCAAUUCAUAGGACUCCAAUGAUGAAAAUGUCUAACUCUAUUAAUGAAUUGUUACACUAGGGUCUUAUUAAUCCUAUAAUAGGAUCUGAUUAUGAGAUCACAUAUUACUACCACAGUAGACCCCUUUCCUGGAAAUUCCUUUUAAAAUGGGAAAAAGAACUGUGAUGAUCAGAGUGUGAUGUAAUAACUGAAGAAAUAAUAAUGCUGAUUGUGCAUUAUGGGGGGAAUCCAGACUGACUGAAAGGUCCCAGAUCUAAUUCCUGUCCUUUACUUUUUAUACAGGGUUAAAAUAUUCAGACCUGGGGUGCUGGUAUAAAAGUUCUCUGUUCAUACCAGGAGCUGACAAAAAUAUUAUUGGAUAAUCAAAAUGUGUAUGGAUCUCCAAAACAAAAUCAGAAAGAACAGGUGUGAGAUCUGGGACUUUCUAGUCUAUUAAAUCAGUCUCAAUGUGCUGAUAGUAGAUUAUAUCAUUGUUCUGUGUUUGGCUAUAGGGACGUGGGCUGAGGCUUCUCAUUAUGCCCCCCUCCCCACUUUCCAUUAGUCACUACAUUGCUAAGCAUUGGAGGGGAGUAUGUGGUAAUUGCAUGAGGUCAGUAGAGAAUUACAACCUCUACAAAGAGAAAAAAGGUGGCCUAUAUUGAAUCUAUUUUUUUCAUGUCAGGAACGACUUGAGAAACUGUAAGUCGCUUCUGGUGUGAGAGAAUUGGCUGUCUGCAAGGAUGUGGCCCAGGGGAUGCUCGGAUGUUUUGAUGUUUUACCAUCCUUGUGGGAGGCUUCUCUUAUGUCCCUGCAUGGAGCUGGAGCUGACAGAGGGAGCUUAUCUGCGCUCUCCCCAGAUUUGAACUGGCAACCUUCAGGUCAGCAACCCAACUUUUAGGUCAACAGUCCUGCCCGCACAACGGUCUAUGCCAUUAUAAGUCACAGGAUUCCAAUCAACAUUUCCAAGCUCUGCAGCAGUGGAGCCCAGAGGAGUUGGGUAUACACACGACUCCUCAUUAAAAAACAAGUGGAGCCAAAGAUGGGGGAAGGGAGAGGAUGGAUCCUGAUGGAAGGGAACAGAAGCUGACAGUUCCCUCUGCUGCCCCCUGAUUUCCCCCAUGCUUUACAAUUUCCCAUUAUCAUACUAUAAUUGUGAAAUAAAAUAAAUAUCCCUGUAGCCA
This is a messenger RNA of Anolis carolinensis (green anole), 5205 nucleotides long. It is a transcript of the gene oxtr, whose product is annotated as oxytocin receptor. Gene Ontology annotation, biological process: G protein-coupled receptor signaling pathway; regulation of systemic arterial blood pressure by vasopressin; female pregnancy. NCBI's taxonomy places the organism in Eukaryota, Metazoa, Chordata, Lepidosauria, Squamata, Anolidae. Gene Ontology annotation, cellular component: plasma membrane. Gene Ontology annotation, molecular function: peptide binding; vasopressin receptor activity; oxytocin receptor activity. The transcript is spliced from 3 exons. Bases 569 to 1738 code for a protein of 389 amino acids. The record is from RefSeq and is a predicted model, not a curated record.